Messenger RNA from Cuscuta epithymum, 4347 nucleotides. The record is from the annotation of a GenBank genome assembly. NCBI's taxonomy places the organism in Eukaryota, Viridiplantae, Streptophyta, Magnoliopsida, Solanales, Convolvulaceae.
GGAAAAAUUAAUUCUGAAUCUUUGUGAUGAGGCAGGCCCAAAUAAUCAAAACACUAGGAGUAUAAUCUGUAAAAUUAUUUCCACGUACAGUUCCAAACAUGAAUCAACAUUGAGUCCUCCAACCCAAAGAGGAUUUGACGUAGUCUGGGCUUUCAAGUUCUACCAGGACUUCUAUUCGAUCGUAUUAGCCAGAUCCAAACUCCUUGAAUAACAUCUAUAAAUACCAAUCGAGAACUCAUUCUCUGCAUCUGCAAUUCUCGAGUACAGAGAUUUAGAAGCCUACGAAAGAGAGAGAUCAGCCUUUUGGAAGGUAUAAUCACUUUCAUGUUUUUCUUUUGAACCCCUUUCUUUUCUUUAUCAAAUUGCAGGUCAGCGGCAAUCUUCUCGGCGGACCCAAGCUUCACCGCAGGUUGUUGCUAGAGAAGAAGGUCUGGCCGAGGCUGAGGGUCGCCGUUCUAAUUUACCGGAGAGGGGAAAACCGGAGUGCUCUUUUCCAUCGCCGCAAGAGACCGAAGCUGAUUUUGUUGUUGAUGUCGUUCGCUGGAGAGAGAGGAUAUUGCUUCGUUGGCGGAGGUCGGUAGUUUUCUGGCCGAGUUUUGUUGAUGCAACAGUACAAAGUCUAUCCAAGAAGGUUAAAGCAGAGGGGAAUUCGUCGCUGUCCAAGAAGCAGGUGAUUCAAAGAAGAGGUGGAUGAAGGAACCGGUUCCGACGUAGGUCGUUCAAAGAAGUGGGCAUCGAAGGAGUCAAACCAUAAGAGGCUGCCCAAAGAAGAAAACAAUGAAGGAUCCCAUCCAUAGCAGGCUACCUAAACAACGAAGGAUUCCAUCCAUAGAAGGCUACCCAAAGAAGAAAAACAAUGAAGGACUCCAUCCAUAGCAGGCUGCCCAAACAAUGAAGGACUUCAUCCAUAGCAGGCUGCCCAAAGAAGGAAAACAAUAAAGGACUCCAUCCAUAGCAGGCUGCCCAAACAAUGAAGGAUUCCAUCCAUAGCAGGCUGCUCAAAGAAGAAAAACAAUGAAGGACUCCAUCCAUAGCAGGCUGCCCAAAGAAGAAAACAAUGAAGGUGACAGUCCCCUAGUAGGUUGCCAUGUUGUCGCCGGAGCAAAUAAUGAGGCCAUUGUUGUAGGAGGUUGGUGAUCGGAGACUGAUUCGAUGCCGAUGAUGCAGGCUUUUCUUUGCUAAAGCAGUUCAUUAAUGAAGAGCUCGAUUGAUUAUUAGACCGUCGUACCCUUUGCGUGAAGUUGGUCAGAGAAGAGCAAAUCAAAGAGCCUUCUCGUUCCCACGAGGAAGCUGGGACCUAGUGUCAAUAAAUAUUGGGCUUUAAUCAUACAAAACCUGUUUAGGAUUUUAGCCUUCCCAGUUUUAAAGGCUCGUGCUAUUUUCCAUAAAUGGGCGGGUUUACAUUAUGAAGAGGCCCAAUUUUCUGCUAUUUCAAGUGAUAUGGCAUUAUUCAUCGGAGAGGAAGGAGCUUGGCCGAUUUCUUCUAUAUUUUCUCCAUGAAACUGAUCAAUUGAAUCUGAGAUUAAUUACCACCACUGAGUUGCCCCCCUUUUAUUAUUAUUAUUAUUAUUAUUAUUUUAUUGUAUUUUUUUAAUAACAAUAAUAAUAAUAAUAAUGACCUUCUCUCCCUUUUUUUUUUGCAGAACAAGAUGAUACAGUUUAGAGACAUAAAGCGUGGAAACAAAAAGUAUCUCUCUGUAUCGACGGACAAGAAGAGUGACGAUGAGAUUCUCUUAGAGGUGUAUAAGCCAUUUGCUCGUGAGUUUUGGGGCGCAACUGUGGUUUCCUACCGAAUCACAGACUGGACUCCUGAGUGUGAGUAUCAAGCUCAAACAAUGCGGACUUUAGUAUCUGGCUUUCCUUACAAGCCAUCUUCUGCGAUUCUUCCUUCUUUGGGUAGGCGUAUCAUUGAUGAAAACCUCCCUUUGACAAAGUCCUUAUCAUUUGGUGGCGAGUUUAGAUUCAUCACAGGUUAUUGGGACUGGGCUGAAGACGUUUUGAGUCUGAGUAAAAACGUUCUGGAGGAGGGGCUUAUUUAUGAUGCCAUUUAUGCCUCUUUGUUCACGUAUGAUCGGUGUACGAACGCUAUGCAAGCAUUCUGCGAGGCGUGGUGUCCGACAACGAAUACUUUGCUUACGUCAAUUGGCGAAUUGACGAUCACGCUUUGGGACUUGCACGUUAUUGGAGGAUUGCCUAUCAUAGGAGAUGCAUAUGAUGAAUCUAUUCCUGGCGCCUCCGAUUUGUUAAAUAAGAGCAAUGACCGUUCACUUCAGCUCUGCAAAUACUUGCUUCACGCAUAUCAUCAUCUUCUUCCGAAAACCGAAGAUAAAUGUGUUUUGCGUGUCCAUUCAUGGGUCAAAUUCUGGUUCAAGAAGGCCUCCAAAUAUACUAUGCCUCCAUUGAGAACCGAAAAGAAACGAACAUCUCGUGCUAAGGCGACCCAUAAUCCGAGUGGAGCUAUUCCAAAAUUUGGAGGGUGGUCGAAUUCUACGAGGGUACCUUUUGAUGUUUUGAAGAUUCCUGCUGAGUAUGAGGAAGAGAUCUACUUGGCGUCAUUUUUAUCAUGUUGGCUUUGUGUAUUCGUCUUGCCGCAUGAAGGUCCUAGAGCUAUUCGCCCAGAAACUUUUAAAGUUGCUUGCAUGAUGGCUCAAGGGAAGCGGAUAUGUCUUGCAGUCCCAGUUCUUGCUAGUAUUUAUCAUGGGCUCAAUCAGAUCUCGAAUGCUCCAACUCCUUAUCAAGUUAGAACGUGUUUUCCUGCUCACUAUGUUUAUGGGUGGCUGGCAUCAUACUUUGAUACACAUUUUAAGAAUGAGAUUCAGUCUACGACGCCAUCGAUGAUUUCUUAUUCGGGAGAAGGUGGAGCGAGAUCCCUUGAAAAGAGAGCUGCACGCAGGAGAAUUUUCCAGGGAGAUGUAUCAGCAUGGGUGUGUUCUACGCAUUGGAGAAUGAAAGAGUAUACAUUCUUUGAUGGAGAUAAUCCCCCAGAAGUUGAAUUGGCGCUUUUUAGAAGUCUUCGGUCUAAUUACCUCAUAUUACGCUAUCAAAAUCAUUGUAUUGCCGAGCCUUACACUCCUCAUCGAUUUGGUCGUCAGUUCGGGUACUUUCAAGCUUAUGCUCCUGGUUUUCUUGAGAGACAUAACCGACGUGUUUCACUUUCCGAUGGAUCUCGAUUUUGGCUGCAAUUUGAGCAUGGCUCGUCUGUGGCGAAAGCAGUGUUUCCAACUCCUCCGACUCUUCCGGCAAAGUAUUAUUCCUUGGAGUAUAAAGAAUGGUGGAAUCAAGUUCACGGUAACUACCUCGAGAAUCAUGUGAGUGACUUGAUCAGGAUUUGCGAUCUUGCUGUUGGCGAUGUGAUCACCCCUUUGGAUCCCGUGACUUUAGUCUUCAAGAAGAAUAAGAAGGUACCUGAUACUGAAGCUAAGUCUUUGCCCCAGAAAAAGGCUAAACUUGCAGCACCUAGGGCUGAAGUCUUGAUCAAGGAUGUUGAGACAGAAACACCUUCUGCCAAGGUGAGUGAGAAUCAAGUUCUUGAGAAACAGAGUAACGAUGAUAGGAAUUGGAAGCAUCUUCAGAGAAAACCUCAUCCUGGGCCACUGAGGAUUCAUCCAAUCCUUGAUGACGCUAGUUCUUCAAAUCAUGUUUCUUCAUCUAGCUCAAGUGAAGGAGAAACUGAUGAUCAUGACACCGUUGCGGGGUUGAUGGCAAAAGUUGCCCCCAGUAAUUGCAAAGAAGUUCCAAUCAACGAGAUACUGAAAUCCCCUCCUGCGAAACCAGCUGUAUCCAUUUUUCAAGCAGAGAACUACUUCUUUACUUUGUAUAAGCGGUUCCUUAUUGAAACUUGGGGCGGUAUUCAAAAGAAGUUAGAAAAGGCUACAGCAGAGAACGUCUCUUCUCUUCGAGAGGAUGUUCAGAGUUGUGUUAUCCUGAUGGAGAAGGACGGUAUUGACCUUUCCGUGUUGAAGACAAGAGUGAAGAAUUUCUUUGAAAGAGCACAAGCAUUUGAUCAAAAGUGCUCGACUAUUGCUGACAGGGUUCCUACGGAGAAGCAGUCUCGGGAAUUGGCUAUGUCGCAAGCUUUUUGUGCAGAUAUUGAAGCUAAGAGAUCUCAAAAUCAAGUCGCAUUACUUGAUGAUGAGAAAUCUCUAAAUGAAAUCAAGAAGAAGAUAGCCUUAUUGGAAGCCGAAGCUAAGGAAGUAGAAGUUUUGAUUUCCCAGCGUCAUGCAGAGGCUAGUGACUUGGAUGCAGCUCUUACGAAGGCCAAGGAGGAAUCUUCACGGAUUUUGAAGACUAUCAAAGCAUCAGACGAAGAUCAACUUGCUUUAAGUACCCAGAAGAAGGAGCUAGAGG